AUGUACUCUGUGUAUCUAAUCCUAAUAUUGAAUGUGCUAGCAGUUGACGCUGCUUAUCCGAAAUGUCCGAAUGACGGCGAACCAAAACUAGACGGAAAAGGAAACUUCAUUCAAUGCUUACCAGGUGACUCAUUCGCGUUAUCAUGCGGCAAUGAGUAUUUCUGCUAUUUCUCAGGAAUUAAUUACUUAUGUUGCCCAAGCAAUGAGAAAAAAAUAAAAAAACAAAUGACAUGCCCUGAGCCAUUGAUAACCGUUUUAAGUAGUAGAGGAGAUGUACUAAAAUGCAGUGGAAACAGCCAUGAAUGCUCGAAGCGAGGAAUGCUCUGCAUGAAUGUAGGAGAAGAUUUCAUUUGCUGCGAAAAGCAUAAUCACACAGCUGAAUCAUUGAAAGAUGCUGAUUACAGGGUAUGUCCACCAAAUUCGUCUACUGCUUUAACACCACUUGGAAACGUCAUAACUUGUGAUUUAGAUAGAAAGUGUCUCAAUGAAAAACAAUUUUGCUUUGGAGAAAGUGACUCUAUUUGUUGUGAAACGGCUCGUGAUGAUACGAAACCAAUCACGCAGAUAGAGAGAAAACAAAAAGUUAUAGAAAAAGAAACAUUGCUAUCUAAUGAUUUAGAAACAAAACGAGAACCAGUGAUUGAUACAAUGGCUACAACUUUUCAACAGAUAAUCCCCAAACAAGAGCCGAAAAAUGUACCAAACGAAAUAAGAACUAAUGCUAUUCAGCAAUUUAUUCGAGACAGAAUCAUGAAUGGAUGGCCAUACAACGAAAUAUUCUUUCAUCCAUAA
Auanema sp. JU1783 is the source of this 792-nucleotide messenger RNA. The record is from the annotation of a GenBank genome assembly. Lineage: Eukaryota; Metazoa; Nematoda; Chromadorea; Rhabditida; Rhabditidae.